Phasianus colchicus (ring-necked pheasant) is the source of this 1630-nucleotide messenger RNA. RefSeq lists its product as uncharacterized. NCBI's taxonomy places the organism in Eukaryota, Metazoa, Chordata, Aves, Galliformes, Phasianidae. The record is from RefSeq and is a predicted model, not a curated record.
UCUUUCCUGGAAAAUAGCAAUCUGGUAGGAAGCUGUCUGAGCUGUGCUUUGCACAGAGGACUGUGGAAAUGUGAACGUGAUGGCUUUGCUUCUGCUCUGCUGCCACCCCAAGCCCCACCAGCUGAAGGAACUUACCUGUGGUUCACCUGCUGUGGCAUGGAAGUCUACAACUCACCACUGUGCUCCUAACUCCCCAGAAGCGGAGUCACGUGGAUCUGGUUAAACAAACUUAGUUUGCAAGUAUACGGUUGGAGAUGCUGGCUUAGCAUCUGCGUGUAAAUCUGGUUUGCUGGACAGAACAAACAGUAGUUAUCUUCAUGAGAUACAAAGACGGUUCUAGCCGAGUAAGACAACAAACUCUGAGCCCAGAUUACAAUGUAUUAAAAAAAGGAGAUGAAGGGGUGAGGGGACACCUACUGGGCGGGAUGGCUGAUAGGUAAACUGAGAAGAAUGUGAACCCUGAGUGCCCCAGCCAGCGGGUAGAGGGAGAAGGACUCAUUGGCACUGGGGUACAGGGAUAAAAGAGCGGCUGUGUCCCUUAGUACUUGGAGAGAUCCACGGGGUUAUGCCCCAGUGGACUCUCCCUUGACUCAAAUAAACAAGCAGCAGAGCCUGACGCAGGUGCUCUCAGCGGUGACCCCAGCAGGCCGCAGCGGGAGGGGCGGGCGGCUGUUCCGCUCGGCGCCGCGCUCCCGCCGGGACGGAGGCGGUUGAUGUGCGCAUAGUGAAGGCAAAUGGAUCAGACUGAGGAUGGUAUGCUGCCAGAAGAUAUGGAUCAGAAGCAGUCAUCCUCUGUGGGCUGGAAAGUGUCAGAGUUGUUAUCUUUCACAAAUAUCAAAAAUGAGCGGCAGAAUUACCUUUCACUUCUGGAGCAAACACACAUUUCUCUCUUCCAUACCAUACAGUCAGCAAUAAGAUCUAAUGACUGGGAUGCUGCAGCACGUCACAAAUGCAGCUGUCUUUGUAAGAAGUCUAUUAGUAGUAGUUCACAGAUAGGUAUUGCAAAGGAAAAUGCUGAGUCAUUAAGGAUAGGAAUGAAAAGUGCAGACAGCUCUAUAUCUGAAGAUGUCAGACAGCUGUCUAAAUCAAAGCCAAAAGUAUCUGUUUCUGGAGGACACAAAAAAUACUAUUCUAGUGACUCGCUGCAAAAACAUAUUCUCCCUUAUGUGUUUUUGAUCAAAAAUUGUCUUUCUAUGCCACUUUAUUUGAUCCAAGACAAGUGUUUCAGUGGAGAGAUAUUAUGCAAAAUACAGUAUUUAAGGAAAGAGAAAAGGAGCACGCCAACAUCAGAGACUCCUGUUUCCAAAUUGCAUGCUUCUGAAGUGCCAGAAAUACCAUAUGUCGUCUUCCAUAACCUGAGGGAACUGCAAUGGAAACUGUAUAAAGGCAUUGUGAAGAGGAAGGAGUCCAGCCGAAUUUUUUGGAGAGAAGCAAAUUACGGAAGUUCUACAAUAUUAGAUGGAACAGAUGUGAAGACACACUACAACCUCCCUUUGAUUUUUGAAGAUUCAGUAAUUUUGUCAGUUUAUCCUGCAUAUCCUGUUCUACGUCUUGAAUUUAAAAGGGAAUAACUGCAGCUCGGAAGAGGAAGCGAAUAAAACUGGAAUUGCCUUAGGCAAUUAAAAAAUUA